AUGUUCAACCGGCGCGGCGGCGGCGGGGGGGCCACCCUGCCAGGCUACGACCGGCCCAGCCACCUCAUGAAGCGCGGACAAGCCAGCCUGGUCCCGCCCUCCACCCUCCUCGUGGCCACGGCGGUGUUCGCGAUCCUCUCGCUGCUGCUGGCAAUCGGCAUGGUCAGCCGAGGCAAUCGGAUCCACGCCCUCGAGCGGGAGAAAACAUCUUUGGCGGUGGAUUUUUCCCACAAGGAUAGGGAGUCCAGCACCCUGACGCAUACCGUCCGUCAGUUGGAGCAGGAGAAGGCGUCCCGAGAGGCGUCCCUGCAGCGGCUGAGCGCCGAGGUGGCCCAGAGGCGGGAGCAGGCUCGGGCGGCUGAGGAAAGGGCUGAGGUUGCCCGGAGGCAGGCGGGGGAGUGCCAGGGGGAGGCGGGGCGCAAGGAGGCGGCGCUGGCGGCGGAGAGGGGCGCCAAGGAGGGGCUGGCAAAGAGGGUGGCGGAGCUGGAGAAGGACCUCCAAAAUGAGAAGUCCGCAUCUCGAUCCAGGGACACAGAGUGGCGCGUGCGGUACACGGCCCUGCAGGGCGAGCUCAGCACAUGCCAUGGAAAGAUCAUGGCUGCCCCACCGCCCCCACCCAUAGGCACAAACCCCCCGGACACUGAGACCUACCCUGGCCUGGAGCAGCCAUUGCCGCCCCUGCCACCUCUGCCGCCUCUGCCUGUAACCCCAGGUGUACCUGCUGACCUGCCACCUCAACCCACAGGGCAGCAGUCAGCACAGGCAAUGGGUCAGGCUGGAGUCCAAGCUGGGGAAUUGGGGCGUAGGGUUGGCGCAACGGUUGAUGCCCGUGUCAUUGGCGAUGUUGGCAGUGCUGCAGGCACACAACGAGACGUCCAGAGUGUGGGUCAACAGGCACCCCCAGGGGCUGGUGGCGUGCAGGACCUUGGCCAGUCGGUGAAUGAUGGCACUGGCCAGAGGGGCGCAAAGGCUGGGGUGCCCUGA
Ostreobium quekettii is the source of this 984-nucleotide messenger RNA. NCBI's taxonomy places the organism in Eukaryota, Viridiplantae, Chlorophyta, Ulvophyceae, Bryopsidales, Ostreobiaceae. The record is from the annotation of a GenBank genome assembly.